Mercenaria mercenaria is the source of this 3476-nucleotide messenger RNA. RefSeq lists its product as uncharacterized. NCBI's taxonomy places the organism in Eukaryota, Metazoa, Mollusca, Bivalvia, Venerida, Veneridae. The record is from RefSeq and is a predicted model, not a curated record. The transcript has 2 exons. Bases 354 to 1562 code for a protein of 402 amino acids.
UUACGCGUUCAAAGAUAUACAAAACAGAUAGGGACAUAGAAGUAAAACAGAAAUGACAAAAUUGUUUUAGCAAAUGAAAAGUUUCUUCUCUUAUGUUCCUCAUUUAUUUUUUUUAAAGCUUAAACUGCUUAUCUUUCUCAAUUAUAGUACUAUUGUGUUGUUGGAAAAGUUCAACAUUUUUUUUUCAGAAACAAAACAAUUACGUGAAAAUAUUUUUUCAUACGAGUUAUUCCAAAUGGACGCGUAUAUGGAAAACUGAAUGUACAUUCAUACACUGUUCCAUGGCAUAAUAAAGGUAUUGAAAAGGAGUCGGCGGAUAAAUUGGAUAUAGCCUGUUACAAAUGUAAAAAAAAAUGCAAAACCUUAAAGUUGUGAAUAUAAAAUCUCCACAAUAUUCGCGGAUGAAGUGGCCUUUGUUGCAUAAACUUCCAUCUCCAGAACCACACUCUGUUAUUGAUGGGCCGACAAAACACCAAGGUGGAAACUUUAUUCCUGGAGAUAUCGCCGUCUUUGAGGACAAAGCUGCAAACGCCGUGCUUCUUGAGGCAGAAUCACAGUUCAAAUCUGGAUACCCAACCAUUGCAACUUCAUCAAUGGUGGCUCGAAGAAACAGAAUCGCAUUAGAAGUUGAUAACUCAGCAGACAUACAGUUCUUUUCUGACUUAGUGAAACCAAUACAAUACCGAUGGAAAUUCCAAAAGGAGAAAUUGAAAACAAUUACGCCAUCAAAACAUGGUUUCCACCAACGAAGUCAGUCACCGACGUUUCGAAGACUUGUUGAAGCAAAUGAAAAACUACGAAACAUUGCUUGUCAAGACGCCGAUGUGGAUGAAAAUGCCACUGAUUGUGAUUUCUUUGACACGAAAAGUGAAAUAUUGCCUGUGAAACCGUCAUCUAUUCUAAGGUACGUAAAAUCAGAAAAAGCGAGCACUCGAGCUUGUCAUACGAAUUCAAUACCUGCAGAUAUUGAUAUAUAUUUACAAAAAGAUUUUGAACUUAAAUCUGAGGUAGGAACAAUAGAACCAGCAAAGACGACAAAGGACUAUUACGUUAUUCAAAAUAAUGCUAAAGUCGAAGAGGAGAAAAGAUGUACAAGUCCAAUAAAUGAGUCACCUCAGACUUUACCAUUUCUUGCAAAAUCUACCAAAAAACUUUUGCAAUUUAAAGUAGAUUUUAAAAAAUUAGACUCGCAUUCGGAACUCCAUUUAUUUCUUCCUCAUAUUCAAGAAUGCAAUUCACGGAGAGCAACUCCAGAGGAACCGAAUGGGAAAGGAAAGUUAGGAUUUACCUUACCUGCAAUCGAAGACUUGGAAGUAAAAACUUUAGAAGAGGAUCAGUCAAAAUCAAAGAAACAACAUAAACACGAUCAAAAAAAGAAGAAGAAGCAUUCACAUAGAGUAAAAUCAGGAAACGAAGAAAAGGAAGUGAUGGAUAUAUUGAACGAUAUCCCGACUUUGAUAUCACUAGAAACUGAUAGGGAUUUCCAUCCAGAGUCUAUUUGUAUGUUUGAAAACUGUAAACUACACAGACACAGAAAAUCUAACAGAAUAAGGCAGACAUAGCGUCAUAUUUUUACAUUGAAUUAUAUUUCUCCAAGACUUGUUCCAUUGUUGGAAAUAAUUACAGAUACUUUAAUCGGUCGACUAAUAUAUAAAAUGUUUUACUAGAUGUAUGUUUUAUAUUCACAAUGCACGCCUCAUAAAUGCUAUCUUCAUCCUAAUGAAUGAAUUCAUCCGCGUGAAGACAAUUUUUAACAUCCCGCUAGAAAUUAGUUCUACCUAUCAGUAAACGCCACAUAAGUUACAUUUAUCUGAUACUGGUUUGCUAGAUUACUAUGAAAACUAUGAUAGGAACUCAUCUAGAUAUUUCUAUGACUGAGUUGAAAAUACAUCUAUGAAAAAAUAUAUUGAAAUAUGGAAAGAAAGUUUGGAAAAUGAAGUUGGUCCAUCUGGUAGAGGUAAAAAUAAAUUGAGGACCUAUCGUUUGCUCAAGCAUGACUACGUAACUGAAAGCUAUGUAAAAUCUUUAAUACCCUUCAAAACAUAAGUCAGCGUUAGCAAAAUCCAGAUUUGGCGUUGCCCCUUUUAGACUUGAAACUGGUAGAUAUGAAAACUUAACAGAGGAACAAAGACUAUGUCCAAUAUGCUUGCAAGGGGUUGAGAAUGAAAUGCACGUAUUGUUACACUGUAAUGCUUAUGUCAAUGAUAAUUUGUCUGACCAGGAAAAACUUGUGUUUAUACUCUCCAGCAAUAAUGAUAAUAUGCUUAAAACUAGAAAUAAUCUGUUGUAUAGGGAAUAGCUAGAAAUAUAAUCCUAAGUUGAGCUACUCCAUGGGAGGGUCUGCGUUUGGAUGUUUUUGGCUGGGAUUGGUCAUGUUCUCUGUGUCUGGUUGAACCGUCUGAUUGGGUAUCUGUACCGUUUGUGGGGCAUUUGGCGCGUUUGUUGCUGAAUGUUCGUUAGGAUCCUGGGCACAUUGAUUGUUGCCUGUUGUUGUCGUAGAUGUCUUUGUGCUGGUCUUCUCAUGGCAUAGCUCACUUGCCUCUAAUAGUGGUGAAUCAUGGACUGUUUUGUGGGAAUUCGUUCCUUAAUACAUUAGCCAACUGUACUAUUUCUGUUUCACCAAUAUUUUGAGGAGGUAGGUGUUUACCAUUGGUGGUUUCUGUAUGUUACACAGGGUAGGCCAUGUCUGACAAACUCCUACACAGGCGGUAUGACCAAUAUUUGUGUGCUAAUAUCUUUGAGUCCGGUCUGGGAACUUUGUGAAUCUUGUGUGUUGGAGUGUGUCCGACUAGUCUCAUUUUGUAAUUUUUAUGAACUGGUACUACAUGUGUAUGAAAGUAUUACUUGUUUAAAGAGUAAACCAAAUUUUACUAUGUAAAAAAGAAAUAAGUUAAAUUCUUAUAUGGUAACCUAAAGAUACUUUUUAUAACAGUGCAGAUUAUCAUUGCGAACCAGUCUCCUCAUGAUCUGAUCAUGGAGGGUAAUUGCUCUUUUAAAAUAUUUUUAUUAAGCGCGCUAGUGCCACAAUUUACAGUUUUCAGUAUCUUAUUAAGUAGUGUCUUUUUAAUAUAGUUUUUAAAUAAAAAAGGCCAGCAAUGGUACGCUGAUUUUUAAGAUGAUGUUGUGUAAACAAUUGUUUGUAGCUUAUGUCUGUAUAAUGUCAUAACAAAUUAAUAGCACCAUGAGAAUGCCAGCUUUGUGACGCUUAACAUUUGUAUGGACACGGGUAGAAUUGUAUAUCUGUGUGGUUUGAUCAGGAUAUACUACUGUUCAGUAUCAUUGACUGGGUCUGUCAGUGGUGUGAGCCUCAUGAUUCUGGUUUUCCUCAUUGAUAGGCUUUAUGAUACAAAGUCUCUUUUAAUUCUAUUUCAAGAACGGCCAAUACUAUGUACGAUAUGUUUUUAAAAUCUAUAUGUGUAUAUUUGUAAUGUAUUAAAGGAUGAGACUGAAAUAAACGAAUAGAAUAAAAGAAUGAA